Messenger RNA from Gymnodraco acuticeps, 1677 nucleotides. RefSeq names its product acyl-CoA dehydrogenase family member 11-like. The record is from RefSeq and is a predicted model, not a curated record. Lineage: Eukaryota; Metazoa; Chordata; Actinopteri; Perciformes; Bathydraconidae. Gene Ontology annotation, cellular component: mitochondrion. Gene Ontology annotation, molecular function: oxidoreductase activity, acting on the CH-CH group of donors; flavin adenine dinucleotide binding.
GCGCAUGCGUAAAGGGUCCGACUGACUGUAACAACACUGCGAAAGUUAUCUGAGCGAUACAGCUGGAAAUGAUUAAUCAAAUCUAACUAACAAACAUGGAGGAGCUCACAACUCCUGUCCGACAGCAACACGCAUUCAGUGUUAGCAGACUACUCAAAUAUCUGUCUGUCAAGUCAACGGUGUCAAAUGAGGACACACUGACUGUCAGACAGUACAGCGCUGGUCAGUCCAACCCAACCUUCCUGAUCCAGACCCCCUCAGACAGCUUUGUGCUCAGGAAGAAACCUCCAGGUGAUCUGCUGCCUGGAGCCCACAAGGUGGACAGGGAGUACCGGGUGCAGAAGGCUCUGUUCUCCGCCGGGUUCCCCGUUCCUCAGCCUCUCCUGCUCUGCACUGACGCUGAAAUCAUCGGAACAGAGUUCUACUUAAUGGAGCACGUGAAAGGCCGUAUAUUCAGGGAUCUCCGUCUCCCUGGAGUGAGUGCAGCAGAGAGGGCAGCUCUAUAUGUGGCUGCAGUGGAAGCGUUGGCAAAGCUCCACUCACUGGACCUGGCAUCCCUGAACCUGGAGGGGUUUGGUAAAGGAGCCGGAUACUGCAAGAGACAAGUGUCAACAUGGACGAAGCAGUACACAGCCGCCGCCCACAGGGACAUCCCAGCCAUGAACGAGCUCUCUGAUUGGUUGAUGAAGAAUCUGCCGGCCAAUGACAACGAGGUCACGCUGGUCCACGGAGAUUUCCGAUUGGAUAAUCUGAUAUUCCAUCCAACAGAGGCCCGUGUGAUGGCCGUGUUGGACUGGGAGCUGUCCACCACCGGGCAGCCUCUGGCAGACCUGGCCUACUUCCUGAUGCCUCACUACUGGCCCUCCAGCAUGAACAUCAUCAGCACGCUGGGCAGCUUGAAAGGAAUAGAAGGUAUCCCAAAUGUGGCCGACCUGAUCUCCAUUUACAGCCGCUGCCGAGGGAUCCCUUCUUCUUUUCCAGAGUUGAAUUUCUACCUGGCCUUGUCGGUGUUUAAAAUGGCAGGAAUCGCCCAGGGGAUCUAUGCACGCCACCUACUGGGCAAUGCGAGCGCUCCCAAUGCAGAGGAGUUCGGCCAGCGUGUGGAGCCGUUGGCUCAGACUGCCCUGCAGCUCGCUCAGAGGUCGGUGUCAGGUCCAACAGGAGACGGUCUGUUCCUGCAGACGGCUAAAGGGCGCGCUGUUCUGCAGCAGGUCAAAGACUUCAUGAGACAAUACGUGCUUCCUGCUCAGGAGGAAGUUGCAGAGUACUACAGCAAACACGCUCGGUCUCCACAGAGAUGGCACACCCCACAAAUAAUAGAGGAUCUAAAGGUGAGAGCCAGGCAGGCCGGGCUGUAUAACCUGUUCCUGUCUGCAGUCAGCGGCCUCAGUCAGCUGGACUACGCCUUCAUCGCAGAGGAGACCGGGCGCUGCCUCUUCGCUCCUGAAGUCUUCAACUGCCAGGCUCCCGACACAGGCAAUAUGGAGGUGCUCCACAUGUUUGGCAGUGAGCAGCAGAAGAAGAAAUGGCUGGAGCCUCUGCUCAGAGGGGAGAUUCGCUCCUGCUUCUGUAUGACAGAGCCGGAUGUGGCCUCCAGUGAUGCAACAAACAUGCAGUGCACGCUUCGCAGGGAUGGAGACGACUUCGUCAUCGACGGCAAGAAAUGGUGGAGCAGCG